UACUGGGGGCGUAGCUCAUCCGUCCGCCGACGCUCGCCUUUCUUCCUCUCCGUUUCGAUGUAUCCGCGGCGGCCGCAAGAUUUUAAGGAGGGACUGAGCGGCCGAGGUUGUGAGGAUGUGCCGGCGGUGGGAGGAUACGCGAGCUCGUUAAGGUCUUGGGACACCAGUGACGCUUGGCCGAUGGAGAACAGGUUCCGGGCACCAGCGGCUGGGCCUUGGGGAGAGAGAGCAGCGGCGGCGGCGACAACCCCGGCGCCAGCCAGCACUGCGGGGGCGACUGCCCCAGAGAGCGCGGCGGGAUCCUCUGAUCAGUUAAAUAGAUUUGCAGGAUUUGGCAUUGGUCUUGCAAGUCUCUUUACAGAAAAUGUCUUGGCACAUCCCUGUAUUGUUUUCCGGCGGCAAUGUCAGGUUAAUUAUCAUGCAAAAAAUUAUCAUCUUACUCCUUUCACCGUUGUUAAUAUUAUGUACCAUUUCAGCAAAACACAGGGUAUAAAAGGAUUAUGGAAAGGGAUGGGAAGUACAUUUAUUGUUCAAGGAAUAGCUCUGGGUACUGAAGGAAUCAUCAGUGAAUUCACACCUCUGCCUAGAGAGGUUUCACAUAAAUGGAGUCCUAAACAAAUUGUUGGUCAUCUUGCACUCAAAGGGUUGACAUGUGCUGUGGCAAUGCCUUUUUACUCAGCUAGUUUAAUUGAAACUGUGCAGAGUGAAAUUGUUAGAGACAAUCCAGGAAUAUUGGAUUGUGUGAAGGAAGGUGUCUGCAGACUGGUGGGAAUGGGUGUCCCACAUAGCAAGCGUUUGCUUCCUCUUGGAGUCUUAGUCUUCCCUACUGUCUUGCAUGGAGUGCUCCAUUACAUCAUCAGUGGCAUCAUCCAGAAAGUAAUUCUGUUUCUUUUACGGAGAAAGACAUCGCAACAGUACCCAACUGAGACUUCUAGUUCUAUACAAACUGUUCUGGAUGCUUAUUUCCCUGAACUUAUUGCUGGUUUUGUUGCAAAUCUUUGUGCUGAUGUUUUAGUUUAUCCAUUGGAAACGGUACUUCACCGCCUCCAUAUUCAAGGAACUCGCACCAUCAUUGACAACACAGACCAUGGAUAUGAAGUUCUUCCUAUUAACACUCAGUAUGAGGGAAUGAAAGACUGCAUUAACAUAAUCAAAAAAGAAGAAGGCAUCUUUGGCUUUUAUAAGGGUUUUGGAGCAGUUCUUGUCCAGUACACGUUGCACGUUGCUGUACUGCAGAUAACUAGGAUUAUAUAUUCUAUGUGGUUACAAAAUGCCACCUAAUCCUGGCAUUUAAGAUGUCUUUGUAAGAUAAAUAAUCCGUAAUAAUGAAGGAUAUAUUAUUAAUUUUCUGUGGUGCAUGUUAGGAAGCACUAAUAAAAUGCACUGUUAACUGUUAAACUAUUGAGUUGGUGAAAAUCUAAUUUUAAAAUUAAGAUAUUUGUAAAAUUGUAAAGAUGUCCAUGAUAUGUGACCUUUAAUGUCCUUCAAAAGUGGUCUCUGCUAUUCUCCAUGAUUCUCCUUUUGAUAUAUCAUAAUGCAGCAUCCAUUCAAAUAGCAUUAAGCAAGAGAUUAAUCAUAACCAUAACAUCUUGCUCUAUUACUUGAUUGAAAUAACUAACAGCACUUUUUAACGUAAUUUUGAUCAACAUCUAAAUCUAUAACCUUGCACCAUGAUUGGAGAUGAUUUUCAUGCCCCUGGCACGUUUCUUUAUCACAGAAGGUGUCACAAUUCUUCGUCCUUAGUGAAUUUGUCUACAUAAAAAAUAUUAAAUGGUAAGUAAGGGAGAAUCAUAAUAAUUAUGGCUUAAUAUGUGGUUGAAGUUAUAGUGGUGUUUUGCUGCGCAGUGUUUGCAUUUGCUAAUUUUGAUUGGCUUUGCCUUACUGAAUUUCUUCAGUUCAAGGUAACAAGAGUGUGGCUUUAUUUUUGGAUGUAGCGUGUUAAAUAAUAUCACUGUAUGAUUAAUAACAUAGCAAUUUAAUGAAGGUUAAUGUAUUGCCGUGAUGCCAUUUGUGAUCUGGUUCAAAUAUAUAUAUUUUCAACUUUUCCAGGGCAAAUGCUUGCCUGUUUGGUCAACUAAAUAUAUAAAUUAUCAAAGAAAAAAAGCAUGUAUAUCUGAGUUUGGUACUUAAUGCCCCAUCAUCUGCAGUCUUUAAGUAGCAUCUUGCAUUCUUUUCUUCACUGGAUGAUGAUAAAUAAUCAUAUGUAUUAAUUGAAAAUUACUUUGAAGUUACAAUUUGCUCAACAGCUUCAAUUUAAUUUACUAUAAAUUAUGAAUUACUGAAAUCUAUCAAUCUCAUUACCUAAACAGAAGUGAUUCUGCAGAUACUGAAAAUCCAAGCAAUACACACAAAAUGUUGGAGGAACUCAGGAGGUCAGGCAGCAACAAUGGAAACGAAUAAAUUGUUGAUGAUUCAGGCCGAGACCUUUCAUCAAUCUCAUUUCCUAAUGUAGCUUCACUGUGAUUAAACAGAAUCAAGUGUUUUUUUUCCACAAAACUUAAAGAUUUAAACAUUUCUAAACUUUGACAUUUUAUCUUUAUUACUGGCAUGGAAUUAAAGUAUAAAUUUGAAAUGCGAUGGAUUAAACAUCAGUGAGAGUGUGUAAUCUUCAAUAUUUUGGAUCCAUUCCUCUUUGAAACAUCCACUAUUGUUAAUGUGCAGGUUUGGCUCUAAAUUGAAAUUUUAAAGGCUCUGUGGAAAUUACUUUUUUCUUUGGGGAGGUGAGGUGGAGGGAUGCUUUCAGGACAGGUAGGAAGGGGAAAAAGCAAGUAGUACUUCACUGCAACACAACAGAUAAAAUCUUAUAUAAUAAUUUUUAAAAUUUGUAUCGUAAUUAGAUUUGAAUCUUCAAGCUGAAUCCUUAAGUCUCAAAAAAGCAUGGAAUUCUUUGUUACGUGUGCAAAUAGCUUGUAUGUUGCAGAAUGAUGGAAAGGAAAUUCUUGGAUCCAGAUUUCACUCAGAACAGCUUUCAUUAAAUGCUAAUUGUGUGUUUAACAAUGUCCAAUUUAAUGUAACUACUUUCAAUUCCACAAGUGACCUUAACACUUUCUGAAAGAUAGGAUAAUUCUUUGUAUGAUAGUGAUUCUGGAAAUAUUUACCUUAUUACUGAUUCCAAGAAAGUUGAUGGGGAAUUUGCUGAUAUAUACAUGUAUGUCUCAAAUUAUGCCACAUUGCCCUUAUCUGAUCUAUGUUGUUAGAAAAUUACUGGCUGAAGACCUGUUAUCUGCAAACCUUUCUUGUACAGAAAGUAAAUUAUUCCUGAAGUCUAAGCACAGUGUAUCAGUUGACUUCAAAAAAAGUGCAUAAGUGCUUAGUGGGGAAGAAAAAUAUCCUGAAAAAGAUGGAUACUUUGUUUCCUCUGUUUUUGCUCAGCGUGUAUUAAACACCAGUCUCAUCUGAAGUAGGCACUGAGCUGCAGAAGUAAAUGAAA
This is a messenger RNA of Mobula hypostoma (lesser devil ray), 3430 nucleotides long. It is a transcript of the gene slc25a46, whose product is annotated as solute carrier family 25 member 46. Gene Ontology annotation, biological process: mitochondrial membrane fission; axon development; mitochondrial fission. The transcript has 8 exons. Gene Ontology annotation, cellular component: mitochondrial outer membrane. Bases 58 to 1281 code for a protein of 407 amino acids. NCBI's taxonomy places the organism in Eukaryota, Metazoa, Chordata, Chondrichthyes, Myliobatiformes, Myliobatidae. The record is from RefSeq and is a predicted model, not a curated record.